AUGAAAAGUCGGAGGUUUUUUAGUAAAGGUGUAAGCUGUGGGCAAAAGGAAGUGAUGAUAUCUACUCUUCUGAUGAGGCAAGUUGAUAAGCACCAAAAAUAUCUUGGCAUUCCCACCAUUACUGGGAGGUCGAAGAAAAUGGUGUUUCGGGAACUCUUAGAUAGAAUGUGGAAGAAAUUGCGAGGUUGGAAGGAAAAAUUGUUGUCAAGAGCUGGAAAGGAAGUUUUGAUCAAGGCUGUGAUUCAAGCCCUCCCCACUUAUCUGAUGGGGGUCUAUAAGAUCCCAAUGGCAGUUAUAAAAGAGAUUCAUUCAGCUAUGGCGCGGUUUUGGUGGGGUGGCAAAGGUGCAGAAAGGAAAAUGCAUUGGUUAAGUUGGGAAAAAGAUGGAAACCGAAGUGUAUGGGGGCAUGGGAUUCAAAGAUCUUGGGGUGUUCAAUGA
Molecule: messenger RNA, 438 nt
Organism: Beta vulgaris subsp. vulgaris (sugar beet)
Lineage: Eukaryota; Viridiplantae; Streptophyta; Magnoliopsida; Caryophyllales; Amaranthaceae
Exons: 1
Coding region: 1-438 (145 amino acids)
Source: RefSeq, a predicted model, not a curated record